UCACGGCGCCACUUUCCGGCCGGUGGCAGGGUCCGGAGAAGUUGUGGUGGCUGGGGGCGCCAUGGGAGCCACUGGCGACGCCGAGCAGCCGCGGGGACCCAGCGGGACCGAGCGGGGCGGCUUGGAGCUGGAGGAUGCGGGCGCAGCGGGGCAGCUGGUUCUCACGAACCCUUGGAACAUAAUGAUAAAGCACCGGCAGGUGCAGCGGAGGGGCCGCCGCUCACAGAUGACAACAAGUUUCACAGAUCCUGCCAUCUCUAUGGAUCUCCUCCGAGCUGUCCUGCAGCCUAGCAUCAAUGAGGAGAUCCAGACUGUCUUCAACAAGUACAUGAAGAAUGAAAUGACUUAAAUGUACUCUGCUGCGCACUGCACUUGGGACAUAACAAGUGUCCAGUAAGUACUUUUAUUAGUUGUUUAAUAAUAUCACCAUUAUUGGGGCCAUGCAUAGGGGCUCACACCUGCAACCCCAGCACUUUGGGAGGCUGAG
Molecule: messenger RNA, 487 nt
Organism: Piliocolobus tephrosceles (Ugandan red Colobus)
Lineage: Eukaryota; Metazoa; Chordata; Mammalia; Primates; Cercopithecidae
Product: deoxynucleotidyltransferase terminal-interacting protein 1-like
Exons: 4
Coding region: 62-349 (95 amino acids)
Cellular component (GO): nucleus
Molecular function (GO): DNA binding; nucleosome binding
Source: RefSeq, a predicted model, not a curated record